UGGAGGAGGCGUUGGAGCAGGAGGUGGUGAUGGAGGAGGCGUUGGAGCAGGAGGAGGUGAUGGAGGAGGCGUUGGAGGUGAUGGCCGUGGUCCCGGCUCCAACUCGGACGCGGACUUCUUUGCCCCGCAGGCCCGCCCCAGGUCGUGUACGUGGCCUCUGCGGCGGCCCGAGGCCGACGAGACGGAGGAGGCCUCGCUCGAGUCGCCGGCGGCCGAAGACGACGACGAAGAAGAAGAAGAAGACGACGACGAGUUGGACGACGACGAUGGUGGUGGUGGUGGUGAUGGCACCCCGAAGCUCCAGAGGAUAACGACGACCACCUCUCAGCCUCCUCCUCCUGCCGCCACUGGUCCUGGAGUCGAACCUGGGACGUGUGGAGGUGCAGGAGGAGGAGGAGGAGGCGCGGUGGUGUUGAUGGUCGUAGCAGCACCAGCUGCUGCUGCUGCUGCCGCCGACGUGAUGAUGAUGGGAGCCGUGGGGUCGAUGUCUGCUCCUGGGAGUGUUCUGUCACCUCGAGGGCACCUCCUGUCUGCUGCCGUGGGAACGGCCACCCCCCCAGGUGCUGUCGCAUCCGUGGCGCCUGCCUCUGCGGGUCCUGUAGGGUCUGCUGCUGCUGCUGCAUCUGUAAGCUCUGCUGGUGCCGCCGCGUCUGUAGGAUCUGCUGGUGCCGCCGCGUCUGUAGGAUCUGCUGGUGCCGCCGCGUCUGUAGGAUCUGCUGGUGCCGCCGCGUCUGUAGGAUCUGCUGGUGCCGCCGCGUCUGUAGGAUCUGCUGGUGCCGUCGCGUCUGUAGGAUCUGCUGGUGCUGCUGCAUCUGUAGGAUCCGUUGCUGCAUCUAUAGGAUCUACUGCUGCAUCUGUAGGAUUUGCCGGUGCUGCCGCAUCCGUAGGAUCUGCCGGUGCCGCCGUAGGAUCUGCCGGUGCCGCCGUAGGAUCUGCCGGUGCCGCCGUAGGCCUCGGCACCGUCACCACCGGCACGGCGGUGCCGCCGGGCCUGGCGGUGGUGGCGGUGCCGCCGCGCAAGACGUCUUCGAGGCGUAACGCGUGGGGCAACCUGUCCUACGCGGAGCUCAUCACGCACGCCAUCGAGAGCACGCCCGACCGGAGGCUCACGCUGGCGCAGAUCUACGAGUGGAUGGUGCGGAGCGUGCCCUACUUCCGCGACAAGGGCGAGAGCAACAGCUCGGCCGGGUGGAAGAACUCAAUCCGCCACAACCUCUCCCUGCACAGCCGCUUUGUGCGCGUCCAGAACGAGGGGCCCGGCAAGAGCUCCUGGUGGACGGUGAGCGCUCCCGGCGCCUCCGACCCCUCCGCCUCCUCCCCCUCCUCCUCCUCCUCCUCGUCGUCGUCGGCGGCGUCAUCCGCCGCCACGUCCACCUCCUCCAUCUCCUCGCCGUCGUGCCCCGGCGGAGGGUCGGCGGCGGCGGCCGCGCUGGCGGCCCGGGCGUCGAAACCCGGGCGCCGUCGGGCGACGUCGAUGGACGCCAGCAACGGGAAGCUGGCGCGCAGCCGCAGCAAGGCAGCGCGCAAGAAGGGGGCGGCCGCCACCGUGGCCACCACAGCCGCGGCCGCGGCUUCCGCAGGGGUGGUGGGGGGAGCGGCGGCCGCGGCAGGAGCGGCGGGGGGAAGCACUGGAGGAGGGGGGAUCCUCUCGUUCUCGCUCGACACGGGGGGCCCCGGCCCGCCGGACGAUCUGGACGCGUGGACGCAGUUCCGCACGCGCGCCAGUUCGGACGCCAGCACGCUGAGCACGCUGAGCGCGGGGGGCGUGGGGGGAGGGGGGAGCGGUAGCGGUGGGGGCGGAGGUGGGGGGCCCCUCUCCCCCGCGCCCGCCCGCCGCAAGCGCGACUCCUCCGACCUGGACGACGACUACGACGACUACGACGACUACGACGGAGACUUCGGCGGCGGGGGCGGCGGCGGCUCGCUGCUGCCGGAUCUGUCGGCCAUGGACCACCACCACCACGACCACCGCCACCGCCACCACCACCACCACCGCCGCCUCGACGACGAGGAGGAGGAGGAGGGUGGCGGCCGUUGCGACGACGCCGACGACGACGAAGCCAUGGUGACGGCCGGCUGCGCCGAGCAGGCCCUGGGCUUCGGUGGCACGCGGGCCGAGUUGGCCGACCGCCACCACCGCCACCGCCACCACCACCACCACGACGACGGCGACGACCAGCACGAGCUGGGCUUCGGCCUCAACGAGGCCAUGAUGGACGAGCUGCUCGACUCGCUGAGCCUCUCCCUGCAGCAGCAGCAGCAGCAGCAGCAGCACAACUCGGCGGCGGCGUUGGCCGCGGCGUCGCCGCCGCCGCCGCCGCCGCCGCCGCCGUCGUCGCUGGCCGCGGCCAUGCUGAUGCUGGACGGCGACGACGAGCCGCGGAUGAACAAGGCGAUGCUCACGCACGCCGACCCGCUCAUGUCGCAGGCGACGCCGAACCUCGGCCGCCACCUCCAACUCCACCACCACCACCAGCAGCAGCAGCAGCUCCACCACCACCACCACCAGCAGCAGCAGCAACAGCAACAGCAGAGGCAGCAGCAGCAGCAGCAGCAGCAGCUGCUGCUGCUCCACAAGCAGCAGCAGAGGAUGGCGGAGCUGUCGGCGUCGUCCCUGCCGUCGGCUCCGAGCCACCUGGGCAACGCCCUCUCCUCGCCCGCCUUCCACAAGGCCGCCACGGGCCCCUUCUCCUCGUCGCUGCCCAACGGCGACGCGGGCUUCACGCAGCAGCAGCAGCAGCAGCAGCAGCUGCUGAAUCACCACCAGCAGCAGCAGCAGCAGCAGCAGCCGAGGUUCCCGUGCGACCUCGACGUGGAGAUGUUCAACGGGAGCCUCGACUGCGACGUCGACUCGAUCAUCCACAGCGAGCUGCUGCUCGAUGGCGCCGGCUUCGAGUUCUCCUUCGACUCGGCGCCGUCGCCGGACGGCUCCUCGCUGGCCGGCGGCGGCAGCGGCGGCGCUCACAAGAACUGGCUCAGCGGCUGAGGGCGGGCGCCGGCAGGGCUGGGGGCGCCGGCGGGGUUGGCGACGGAGGCCCGGACCG
Messenger RNA from Petromyzon marinus (sea lamprey), 3044 nucleotides. RefSeq lists its product as uncharacterized. Gene Ontology annotation, biological process: regulation of DNA-templated transcription. Gene Ontology annotation, molecular function: sequence-specific DNA binding; DNA-binding transcription factor activity. Lineage: Eukaryota; Metazoa; Chordata; Hyperoartia; Petromyzontiformes; Petromyzontidae. The record is from RefSeq and is a predicted model, not a curated record.